AUGGACGCCUUCAGCCGCAGUAAGUCGUACAGCCAGGCGACCUCAACCUCCACCCCGCCCCCACCGCGUGCCGGGGCCGCCGCGCCACAGCAGCAGCACGUCUUCAAAAACAUCCUGAAGAGCGUAGAGAGCCAUGUACGGGUCAUGUCAGCGGUGGAACGGACGGCGACGUCGUCGAGCUACACAUCGCUGCGUAUUCGCCAGCCGGAGAGCGACGGCGCGGGUGGUAGCAGCACCGUCUCUUCAUCGCAGGGCCCGCAGAGCAGCCAGUCCACCGCUGAGUGGUCGCAGCCUUUCAACGUCACCCGUGUUCACCGCGGCGGCACGACAACACGCUUCUACGAGGAGGUGGUGGCGCCGUGUGUGUCAAACUGCACGUCCGGACAGAGCUACGUCUUUCUAGUGAGCGGGCCACCUGAGAGCGGUCGAAGCCAGACCCUCUACGGCAGCCCUCACCACAGCGAGCUGGGCAUCGUGGAGCUGGCGGCAGCCGACUUACUGGAGCGAAUGUCGUCCCGGGGCAAGGUCAUCAUGCGCAACCGUCGUGAUCGCCCAGAUGCCACGGGGAAGGAAAACGAAGCAGUCAACGGCACACAGUCGUCGACCUCCGCCAACAACGGGCGGGAGGAUGUGUCGGAGCUGACCGUGACGGGUGGCAUCACCGUCACCUACGCCGCCUUCACCACUCGCGGGGGCAAGAUGGUUGAGGCGGAGGCCAGUGAGCCUGUACCGCUCGUCGAGUUCCCGCCACCUCUGGGACUGGUGCCGCUCCCCCGCAUGCGACUGCUCGAGGACGCCAGCAAAGCGGUCCUGCUCCCCGAGCGCAAGCACGUGGAUACGUCAUGUGUGAUCCAGUUCCAUGUAUACGCGCCAGUAGACUCAACAGGGCGGCGGUCCAUGGCGACACUGACCUUCGUCGAUGUCGCCGCGAUCCGCGAGCCACUGUGCAAGGAAGUGUCGCAUCUCAUCGACACUGUAGAGCGGGUGGCCGGUGUCUCCACCAGCGGCGGUGACCCCAACUUCAAGGAGACGAAGCUGACGACCUUGCUAGAGCCUGUGCUAGUGGGGUACAUCACCCUCGUUUCCAUUACCACUGUCAGCGGCCGCGCCGACCUCUACGAGUCCACGUGCACAGCAUUGCGCUUCGCCAGCAACCUCAGUCGCAUUCACCAAGUUCUCAUGCUCAUCCACAUGAAUGCUCCGCGAUGGAUCUUCGACACGGCAGUGAGCCUGGAGCAGCUGCGGGUGCGCCGUGAUCAACUCAUGGCGGAACACUACGCCCGUGGAGUGUACGAUUAUUACGAGCGCACCUCGCGCUGGCUGCAAGCCAACGUGAGCGAUGCUGGCGGCAGCGUCGAGCGCCUGCUGCAGGAGACGGCUCAUCUUCGCAAGGAAAUCGCGCGCUCUGUGGAGGACAUAGCGAAGGAGCUCCAGGCAGCCAUUGAAAAGGAGGACGCAGGCUGCCGGGCUGAGGUGGAGGCGGCGCGGACGGCUUACGAGGCCACGUCGCGACUGUUCGACGAGGUGCGGCGGCUGGACGAGAUCAUCACCGCUCAGCAACAGAAGAUAUCUCAGACGGACAUGCAGAGCAGCCAGCGGAUUAGCGAGAUGCGGCUAGAGAUAUCCACCCUAGAGGCCAAGGCCGGAAACCGCCAACAGCAGAUGCAGCAGCUGGAGAAGGAGAUGAGGCUCUAUUUGCUGAAGAGCAGCGAGGUGGCAGCAACGCUGAGCAAGGAAGCGGAGAACACGCAAUAUGUGCAGAGUAGCUACGCCAUGUCUCACGAGCUGCUGCAAAUUGGACGCAAGCGGAAGCGUCUUGAGACUGAUUUGGAGCUGGCGUCGCGCGUGGCACAGCGCACGACGGACACGAUGCGGGUGGAUCGUGAGCGGCGCUCGCGCAUUUCGCGGCUGAGCGCGAUGCAGCAGCGCGUUCAUUCCCUGCGCGACACAGUGCGCUACUCCACAAGUAACCCGACGACGGCGCCAUCGCAGCCCCCACAGCAGCCGUUGCAACGCACGUUGCCUGGGGUGAGUCGCCCCGGCCAGGCUCAGUAG
Messenger RNA from Leishmania braziliensis MHOM/BR/75/M2904, 2055 nucleotides. RefSeq lists its product as hypothetical. Lineage: Eukaryota; Euglenozoa; Kinetoplastea; Trypanosomatida; Trypanosomatidae. The coding region runs from base 1 to 2055 and encodes 684 amino acids. The transcript has a single exon. The record is from RefSeq and is a predicted model, not a curated record.